Molecule: messenger RNA, 483 nt
Organism: Adineta ricciae
Lineage: Eukaryota; Metazoa; Rotifera; Eurotatoria; Adinetida; Adinetidae
Source: the annotation of a GenBank genome assembly
AUGAAAAGUCAAUUUCGAAAGCUAAGUAUUGAUACAAGUAUAUCAGAUACUGCUUUGUUAGGAGAUCGAAAAAAAUAUAUAACGAAAGAAACUCUAAAAGUCAAGUUGCUUAGCAAAUCAAAUCAAAGAUACUUUUUCAAUUUUACAAUGGAGGAUGGAAUUGAGAAUGAGAAAUCAAUAGUGGAUAAGAACAAUGCUAAGCAAGAUGAUGAUGAUGCGCAAUAUAUUGAGUGUAUACGCCUAGUGGAAGGUGGUCAUCUUCGACGGUUUGAAAAUCUUGUGAAAUAUUUUGAUGUUGUUCAAUAUGAAUCAGACGACAAAGCAACGAAACCAUUGAUUUUCUAUGCUAUCGAACGUAACAAUGAUCCAUUUGUGAAAUUUUUACUUCAAAUGGAAAUUCCAUUGAAUAAAUCUUAUACAAAUUCAUCUUCAAGUAUGAAUAGAUCAGAUAUCGAUGUUUUUGUUUAUGCCAGCCGAAGUUAA